AUAAAUAAGUGUAAAUAGAUUUCCAUUUAAAAAAGUUUAUUUCUUAAAUAUUUGCUCGGAUCUCGGAUUCAGUUUUUAUAUAAAAUCGUUAACAAUUUAAAACCUUCUCUUCUUACAGUCGAUUUUAAACCUCCGUCAACAUUUCUAGUGUUAGCUAACGCCGUUAAUAUACGUCGACGCAGGUUUAUCUUCUUGCUUGUUCAUUUCAUAAAGAAAUUAGCAUAAAAUUAAAUUGGAUAUACUUUCCACUAGAUUUGUAUACUCGGUUUUAAAACGGGAAAAAUUUUGCGAAUUUGUUUUUAAACGAGAAAUUUACUCGGAUUCGGUACAGAUGUAACUUGGAGAAGGAAUUUGUUUUUAAUUUUUAAGAAUUUUUUAUCCAUCUCUGCAUAAUUGCUCACACAACUUUUGAGCUUGUUCUGUUUUGUUUGAAAUUCCGUUUUCUGAUAUCUAGGAUUCCGUUUUUAUUUAAAAUCGUUGAAAAUUUAAAAACUAAACGUAGUUGAAAACUUGGCCGGCUUAGCCAAUUUUAAGCCACCUCCGACAUAUUUAGUGUCAGUCGCCGCCGAUGUUAAUAUUUGUCGGCGCAGGUCUAUGAACGCGUUACGCGCUAAUUUAGUUUCAUUUUGUAUUCGAAUUUUGUAUAAGUUUGUGUUUAAUUUUUUGAUUAUUAAAAAUGGGAGCGAAACAAACAAAAAUCGAGGGCAGUUACCUAUCCAGUACACCUGUUGCGCCAGGUGCCAGCUCACGUAUCAUUAAUAUAAAUGUUGAGGGAGAAAAUAAUAGCUUGGAUCCAAGAUCACCAGCAGAGUGUCGUACACCAAUCUAUCUGCAAAAUAAACGUAUUGAUACUAAUGUGCAACUGGCUCCAGCGGAGAUGCCGGAACAUGAUUCUAAUACAGAUAAUGCUUUGGAUAUACUGCGAAAACGUUUCUUUAAGGGUUUCACCUACAAUCUUAAUGAUCCUAGAUCACCAAGUCUAAAUCUUAAUCGUACACCUUUGGUGUUCGAAGAUACUUUAGAAAAAUCCCUUACACUGGAUGAUACAUUCGCUGAUCUUAUGGUAGAACCUCGUUUACCUGAAAGUGCAAUUAUGGAAAAACAGUCAGAGGAUAAAACUCAAGAUAAUUCUGUAGAAGAUGUGGAUAUUGAAAUGUCAGAAGAAAAGGUAUUUGUAGAUUUAGAAGCUCCAAUAACAACAAGUCCUCAGACUCCUAUAAUUCCGCAACAAGAAUUCGAUCCACGUUCUCCCUCAAUAGGUGUAGAAAGAACACCAAUUAUUUUCACAGAUGAUGAUGAAGCGGAUGAAACAAGUGAAGAUGUUAUGCUUGAAAAUAUAUUAGCUACCUUAACGCUUAAUUUAAAUACCAGUGGCAAUAGUAGUGUUGUGUCCCUGGCAUCACAAACCAACAAUGUUGAUUUCAAUGAUACCAAUGAUUUGCACUCGGUAAACAAGCCCAUGAAUAAACACUUGGAUCGUGUAAGAGCUGGCAAGAAAAGUUCACCAAAAGCCACACAUCGUAAGCCAAAGCGACGUCUAUCGCGUCAACAAAUUUAUGAAGAUCGGGAAAAUCAAAUACCCACAACACCUAAGUUGAAAGUUUCACAAAUCGAUAAAAAUGAUUCGUUAAAAGGUAAACGUACGCCUCUGAGUUGUGUACGCAAUCGUAAUGGUACCCAUCAGGCACGUUCUCGUUCUGUAGAAUCGUCAGCUAAAACCUUUAAAACACGUUUAGCUCUUACCAGUUUCGAUGAUACUUUAAAUCCUACCGAUAAUCAUAAGGUGCCUAAUUUGCGUAUUAUGCAGCAAGGUUCCCAAGAUUCUUUAGAACUUUAAUUGCUAUUUUAUUAUAUUUUAAACGUUUUUUUUUUUUUUUAUAUACGAUAUUUUAGUUAAAGAAACAUAUUUCUUGUAAGUUUAUAUCUAUUAUUUCAUUUUUCAUAUUUUAUGUAUGUUUUUCUUACUUUUGGCAAGAUUUCCUACACCCACAGUUGUUGUAAAGUCUUGUUUUUCAUUAUACCUUACAUUUUUUUUGAAAGGUUUAAACAAUAUAAUAUUGUUUUGUGUUUUCUUUACUUUAGAAAAAUGCUGUAAUAGAAAUAAAUUAAUCUGCUCAUUUAUUUUAUUUUUUUCUUUAGUUUUUUAAUUUACACUUAUAUUUUUUUUAAAUUAUUUUAUUCAAUUAUUUUGCAAGAAGGUUGCAAAAUAAUCAUAAAAAAUUUUUUUAAAUAUUAAAAUUUUGCAUUUCACCAAUAAAGCUGUUUGUGUUCAAACGUUGGUUCUUUCAAUUGAAAGCUUUCUUUUAAAA
Lucilia cuprina (Australian sheep blowfly) is the source of this 2309-nucleotide messenger RNA. RefSeq lists its product as uncharacterized. Bases 677 to 1837 code for a protein of 386 amino acids. NCBI's taxonomy places the organism in Eukaryota, Metazoa, Arthropoda, Insecta, Diptera, Calliphoridae. The record is from RefSeq and is a predicted model, not a curated record. The transcript is spliced from 2 exons.